Strongylocentrotus purpuratus (purple sea urchin) is the source of this 435-nucleotide messenger RNA. RefSeq names its product notch-regulated ankyrin repeat-containing protein-like (gene nrarp). The transcript has a single exon. Gene Ontology annotation, molecular function: protein binding. NCBI's taxonomy places the organism in Eukaryota, Metazoa, Echinodermata, Echinoidea, Camarodonta, Strongylocentrotidae. The record is from RefSeq and is a predicted model, not a curated record. Bases 1 to 435 code for a protein of 144 amino acids.
AUGGAAUAUACACCGGACUAUGACACAACCACACUGCAACAAGGUGUAACCCCUACCCAACCGGUCCAUGGGGGACCAAGCUCCCCCAUGGUUGGGGCAACUGCCGGUCCCGUUCAUGGGGAUGUCAGGCACCAACAGCUGUUAUUUCAUGAGGCUGUGAGGCUGGAGAAUUACGCGGAACUUGCCCGGUUGUUGAGGGCCUCGCCCCCAGCCAGAUUGGACGUGAAUAUAUUUGACAGACAUGGUCAGACACCCUUGCACCAGAGUGUCCUCAAGGGUAACCUGGAGAUGGUGAAGCUGUUAGUCCAUUGUGGCGCUGAUGUGGCCCUAGCGAACAGAGAUGGGUGGAACGCUGUGCAUAUCGCCGCUUACAGGGGCUACAACGAAAUAGCACUUUAUCUCGUCCGAGGCUCUCAAACGUUUCAAAAACGAUGA